Rattus rattus (black rat) is the source of this 4143-nucleotide messenger RNA. RefSeq names its product SH3 and PX domains 2A (gene Sh3pxd2a). Bases 452 to 3826 code for a protein of 1124 amino acids. The record is from RefSeq and is a predicted model, not a curated record. The transcript has 15 exons. Gene Ontology annotation, molecular function: superoxide-generating NADPH oxidase activator activity; phosphatidylinositol binding; protein binding. Lineage: Eukaryota; Metazoa; Chordata; Mammalia; Rodentia; Muridae. Gene Ontology annotation, biological process: superoxide anion generation.
AGCGCCGGCCAGCGCCGAGCCCCCAGGAGCCCGAGCGCGGCCCAGGGGCGCCGCCGGCCCCUCCCCGGCGCGCUGACAGCAGGCCGGGCCCCCGCCCCGUACCCUCGCCGCGGGACACACCCCCCAGCCCUCCUCUGCGCCGCCAGUUCCCGCCGGCCCCACCGGGCGGCAGAGAGAGCGGGCAGGCGAGCGGAGCGCGGCGGCGCGGGAGGGAAGGGGCGCGCGGCAGGCCCACGGGAGCAGCCUGGGGUGCACGGAGCCCUCGUGCCCUCCGGGACAGUCGCCUGCCUGGGAGUCGCAGCUGUGGACGUCGGGAGUCUCGGUGGCGACUAGUGCGUGGGGCAGGGGUGGCGCGUAACCGCAGGGACCCGUGCAACGGGAGAAGGAGCCGGAACCCGGCCGGGAUGAGAAGGUGAAGCCGCCGGGGGGCGCCACUCGCUUUGUGGGGAAGAUGCUCGCCUACUGCGUGCAAGAUGCCACCGUGGUGGACGUGGAGAAGCGGAGGAACCCCUCUAAACACUACGUGUAUAUCAUCAACGUGACCUGGUCCGACUCCACCUCCCAGACUAUCUACCGGAGAUACAGCAAGUUCUUUGACCUGCAGAUGCAGCUUCUGGAUAAGUUCCCUAUCGAAGGUGGCCAGAAGGAUCCCAAGCAGAGGAUUAUCCCCUUCCUUCCGGGCAAGAUCCUCUUCCGGAGAAGCCACAUCCGGGACGUGGCUGUGAAAAGGCUGAAGCCCAUCAAUGAGUACUGCAGGGCGCUCGUCCGGCUGCCUCCCCACAUUUCACAGUGUGAUGAAGUCUUUCGGUUCUUUGAGGCACGUCCUGAGGAUGUCAACCCCCCAAAAGAAGACUAUGGCAGUUCCAAGAGGAAAUCAGUGUGGUUAUCCAGCUGGGCUGAGUCUCCCAAGAAGGACGUGACAGGUGCCGACACCAACGCCGAGCCCAUGAUCCUGGAACAGUACGUGGUGGUGUCCAACUAUAAGAAACAAGAGAACUCGGAGCUGAGCCUCCAGGCCGGGGAGGUGGUAGAUGUCAUCGAGAAGAACGAAAGCGGCUGGUGGUUUGUCAGCACGUCUGAAGAGCAAGGUUGGGUCCCUGCCACCUACCUGGAGGCCCAGAAUGGCACACGAGACGACUCGGACAUCAACACCUCCAAGACCGGGGAAGUGUCCAAGAGACGCAAAGCUCACCUGCGGCGCCUGGAUCGCCGGUGGACCCUGGGCGGGAUGGUCAACAGGCAGCACAGCCGAGAAGAGAAGUAUGUCACCGUGCAGCCCUACACCAGCCAAAGCAAAGACGAGAUUGGCUUCGAGAAGGGUGUCACCGUGGAGGUGAUUCGAAAGAACCUGGAAGGCUGGUGGUACAUCAGAUACCUAGGCAAAGAGGGCUGGGCACCAGCAUCCUAUCUGAAGAAGGCCAAGGACGACCUGCCAACCCGGAAGAAGAACCUGGCAGGUCCGGUGGAGAUCAUAGGCAGCAUCAUGGAGAUCAGCAACCUGCUCAACAAGAAAGCCUCCGGGGAUAAGGAGGCUCCAGUGGAAGGCGAAGGAUCGGAGGCCCCCAUCUCCAAGAAGGAGAUCAGCUUACCCAUCCUCUGCAACGCCUCCAAUGGCAGUGCCUCGGGCAUUCCCGAGAGGACCACAUCCAAGCUGGCCCAGGGCUCCCCGGCCGUGGCCAGGAUUGCUCCUCAGCGGGCCCAGAUCAGCUCCCCGAACCUGAGGACGAGACCUCCCCCGCGCAGAGAAUCCAGCCUGGGGUUCCAGCUGCCAAAGCCGCCAGAGCCCCCUUCUGUUGAGGUAGAGUACUACACCAUUGCUGAGUUCCAGUCCUGCAUUUCUGACGGCAUCAGCUUUCGAGGCGGACAGAAGGCAGAGGUCAUCGACAAGAACUCAGGAGGCUGGUGGUACGUGCAGAUCGGGGAGAAGGAGGGCUGGGCCCCGGCCUCAUACAUCGAUAAGCGCAAGAAGCCCAACCUGAGCCGCCGAACCAGCACUCUGACCCGGCCCAAGGUGCCGCCACCCGCACCCCCAGGCAAACCUAAGGAGACCGAGGAGAAUCCUGCGGGUGCCUGUGAGAACCAGGGCUCCCCACUGAAGUUGAAGUACGAGGAACCCGAGUAUGACAUCCCUGCCUUUGGCUUCGACUCAGAGCCUGAGCUGAAUGAGGAACCCACGGAGGACAGAGGUUCAGGGGACAAGCAUCCUGCCCAGCCCCGAAGGACCUCGCCUGCCUCCUCCCUUCAACGGGCCCACUUCAAGGUGGGUGAGUCCUCUGAGGACGUGGCCCUGGAAGAGGAGACCAUCUAUGAGAACGAGGGCUUCAGGCCAUACACGGAGGACACCCUGUCUGCCAGAGGCUCUUCUGGGGACAGCGACUCCCCUGGAAACUCCUCUUUGUCCCUUGCCAUGAAAAACUCCCCUAAGUCAGAUUCUCCCAAGUCCUCAUCUCUCCUAAAGCUCAAGGCAGAGAAGAAUGCUCAGGCAGAACUGGGGAAAAACCAGUCCAACAUCUCCUUCUCCUCCUCCGUCACGAUCAGCACCACCUCCUCCUCUUCCUCCUCCUCUUCCUCCCUGUCCAAGAACAGCGGUGACCUGAAGCCACGUUCUGCCUCAGAUGCAGGCAUCCAUGACACCCCCAAGGGCGGGACCAAGAAAGAUCCUGAUGUGAAGACUGGGCUGGCGUCCUGUGUCCGAGCCAAGCCCUCUGUCCGACCAAAGCCAGUCCUGAACCGAGCCGAGUCCCAAAGCCAGGAGAAGAUGGACAUUAGCUCCUUACGGCGCCAGCUGAGACCCACGGGCCAGCUCCGGGGGGGCCUCAAGGGCUCUAGGAGUGAGGACUCAGAGCUGCCCCCCCAGACAGCUUCUGAGGGGUCCAGGCGAGGGUCUGCAGACAUCAUCCCUCUCCCAGCCACCACUCCCCCAUGUGUUCCCAAAAAGGAGUGGGAAGGACAGGGCACCACCUACGUGACAUGCAGUGCCUAUCAGAAGGUCCAGGACUCUGAGAUCAGCUUCCCUGCAGGCGCUGAGGUGCAUGUGCUGGAGAAGGUAGAAAGCGGGUGGUGGUAUGUGAGGUUUGGGGAGCUGGAGGGCUGGGCUCCUUCCCACUAUUUGGUGCCCGAGGAGAACCAGCACCCUGACCCAGAUAGCAAAGAGCCAGACACAGUUAAGAGCACGCAGAACGAGGGCAAGUCGGACAGCCUGGAGAAGAUCGAGAAGCGUGUGCAAGCGCUCAACACUGUGAACCAGAACAAGAGGGCCACCCCACCCAUCCCCUCUAAACCCCCCGGGGGCUUCGGCAAGACCUCGGGCACUGUAGCGGUGAAGAUGAGGAACGGCGUCCGGCAAGUGGCAGUCAGGCCCCAAUCUGUGUUUGUGUCUCCGCCACCCAAGGACAACAACCUGUCCUGUGCCCUGCGGAGGAAUGAGUCGCUAACGGCCACUGACAGCGUUAGAGGUGUCCGAAGAAACUCCUCCUUCAGCACCGCACGGUCAGCAGCCGCUGAGGCCAAGGGCCGCCUGGCAGAGCGGGCUGCCAGCCAAGGCUCAGAAUCACCCCUGCUGCCCACCCAACGUAAUGGCAUCCCUGUCUCCCCCGUGCGUCCUAAGCCCAUAGAGAAGUCUCAGUUUAUCCACAAUAACCUCAAGGAUGUGUACGUCUCUAUUGCAGACUAUGAGGGGGAUGAAGAGACAGCUGGCUUCCAGGAGGGGGUGUCCAUGGAGGUGCUAGAGAGGAACCCCAAUGGCUGGUGGUACUGCCAGAUUCUGGAUGAGGUGAAGCCCUUCAAGGGCUGGGUACCCUCCAACUACCUUGAGAAGAAGAACUAGCGGCACGGGGUCCUUCCAGACUCAGUGUGCUGCUUUGCCUGCUACUGGCCGGUGGCACGCAGACUCGGGGAAGGACAAGAUGGGAGGGGGGAGGGGGAUGACAACGUUGAACCCUUCGGAACACGUGACCCCCCAGUACACCCUCCAGCUGGAAGGGAGGGUGUGGUGGGCGUGCACACUUAGUAGGAGAAAGGGAAUAGCAGGACUGUCCUGGGCCCGGGACCCCUGCAUGCACACCGCACGCCGAUGGACCGUAUGCCAUUUAGCCCAGGCCAUGUGGGAAAGCCUAAUCGUGCCUUUGCUGCAGAUCUGGAAAA